Messenger RNA from Medicago truncatula (barrel medic), 1628 nucleotides. Its product is annotated as protein JINGUBANG. Bases 45 to 1289 code for a protein of 414 amino acids. The record is from RefSeq and is a predicted model, not a curated record. Lineage: Eukaryota; Viridiplantae; Streptophyta; Magnoliopsida; Fabales; Fabaceae. Gene Ontology annotation, molecular function: protein binding. The transcript has a single exon.
UUCUUCCACACCAUUUUCAAUUCAUUACCUUACAAAUGUGAAUCAUGGAAUAUCACUAUGACAGUGGCUCUUCCUCAUCUCACUCCAACCACUACCUUCAACCUCAACAAUUAGGCUCAACCUCCCUCACUUCACAACGCAGCCUCCUCUCAGUUCCUUCCCUCAACCCUCGUCACAAUCCCCACAUCAACCACACUUCCCACCUCAUCACAACCCUCAAAUCCCACAAUAACAACUCUUCCUACACAUCCUCUCUCACUCUCUUCGGCAAAUUCCUCCUCACCGGUUCAUCCGACAGAGAAAUCACAACAUGGAACAGAACCACCUAUGAAGAAGACACAACAACCAACAAUAAAGUAAUAGCAGGAAAAGGUGCUGUUAAAUCCUUAGUAAUUCAAUCAAACAAAAACACCCUUUUCAGUGCUCAUCAAGACCGUAAAAUCCGUGUCUGGAAACUAACCAACGACCAAACAAAAUACACUCAUGUAGCAACACUUCCAACACUUGGUGACCGUGCAUCCAAAAUCUUAAUCCCAAAAAACCAUGUCCAAAUUCGUAGACACAAAAAAUGCACGUGGGUUCAUCAUGUGGACACUGUUUCUUCACUUGCUCUGUCUAAAGAUGGAAAGUUUUUGUACUCUGUUUCAUGGGACAGAACAAUCAAAAUCUGGAGAACUAAAGAUUUCACUUGUUUGGAAUCAAUAACCAACGCACACGAUGAUGCUAUAAACGCGGUUGUUGUUUCUUAUGAUGGAACUUUCUACAGUGGAUCAGCUGAUAAAAGAAUCAAAGUGUGGAAAAAUCUUCAAGGUGAUGAUCAUAACAAAAAGAAACACAAACAUUCUCUUGUUGAUACCUUGGAGAAACAUAAUUCUGGAAUCAAUGCUUUGGUUUUGAGCAGUGAUGAAUCUAUUCUGUAUUCUGGUGCUUGUGAUAGAUCAAUAUUGGUAUGGGAGAAAGAAGAUGGCGACAACGACGACGAAAAUGGAAAAAUGGUUCUGGUUGGUGCAUUAAGAGGACAUAAAAAUUCAAUAUUGUGUUUAGCUGUUGUGUGGGAUUUUGUGUGUAGUGGUUCAGCUGAUAAAACCAUAAGAAUUUGGAGAGGUGUUGGUAGAGAUUAUUGUUGUUUAUCUAUUUUGGAAGGGCAUCAAGGUUCAGUUAAGUGUUUAACUGCAGUAGUUGAACAUUGUGAUGAUAACUCUGAAUCAGAAGAACCAUCUUUUCUAGUUUAUAGUGGUAGUUUGGACUGUGACAUUAAGGUUUGGCAGAUUUUUGUUCCUGCUAUCUAAAUUCUACCAUGGUUAAUUCUUCUUCAAUUUGUAUUGGAGGAAGGACAGACACUCUUCAGAUUAGGUGUGUCUCAGUGUCAGACAUAUGUCUUAUCCGACACUUGUAAUUACACUGAAUUAUGUAACAUUUUUAAAUUAUUAAAUGUGUCGACAUAUCAGUGUCCGUGUCGUGUCCUUUGGUUAUUUAUAAGUUGAAUUUUAAUUUUUCAUGGCCUUUUAAUUGAGUGAUUUAAUAAUUAAAAUUAUGUUUGUAACUGGGAUGGUUGUGUCACUAACUCUCCCAUAAUAGUAUUCGUGUAUGACUUUACAAGCUAGUAGUAAUCUUCAUUGUUGACCAAA